Messenger RNA from Dentiscutata erythropus, 219 nucleotides. The record is from the annotation of a GenBank genome assembly. NCBI's taxonomy places the organism in Eukaryota, Fungi, Glomeromycota, Glomeromycetes, Diversisporales, Gigasporaceae.
AUGUCUACAAGAAUUAUACCGGAAACAAGUAAACCAAACGAAUAUAAAGAGGCAGAAGAUAGACAAGAAAGUAGGCAAGAAAAUGAACUUGAAGAUGUGAUUUUUAAGGUUGAUGGUGUUGAUAUGUUAGUUGAAGAUUUUUUGAUCGAAAAUAAUCUGGAAGCUCAAGAAUUAAUAGAUAAUAUUGAAGAAUAUACCUACCUGAUAGAUCAACUAGUC